AUCUAUAGGUUCUUUGAAACAUAAAUUAAAUAUUUCAAAAUCGUGAGCUUCAGCUGCAUGAACUUGAAACGCAUCGAUAUCUCGCAAACGCGGUCUGCUUUUGUUACAUUCCGAUUUGGCUGAUAACAAAAAUAUGAACAUCAAUUGCGCCUUUCUGUUGCUUUUUGUCGCAUAUUUUGCGAAUUCCGCGUUCAGCGCACGGAUCCUCGGCGUUUUCCCGUGGCCUGGGAAAAGCCACAUGAUCACUUUUUCCGCAAUCACCCACGCCCUGGCUGAAAGAGGUCACGAACUGGUCGUGGUCAGCACCUAUCCGUCCAAGAAGCCUCCUGCGAAUUACACGGACAUUGACACAUGGCCAAGUUUAAAAGUGAUGUACGACGAAAUGAUGGCCAGCACCGACAUUUUCGAGUUUGAAGAUGUCCCGAAAAUUUUUCAUCCUGCUUUAUAUUUGUCGAUGGGAGUUCAAGCGGUUGAGCUCAUGACGUUCCAAGAUGAACAGGUUCAGAAACUUUUGAAGGACGAGAGAGGCUUUGAUCUGAUUAUUGCAGAGGAUUUUGUUUGUGACGGCAUUUUUGCUUUUGCUCAACACUUCAAGGCACCUCUUAUUUUAAUAUCGUCAUUUGGCGGAUAUCCCUGGCAAAAUUACGCCGUCGGCAAUCCUUACAACCCUGCUUACGCCACCAAUAAUCUUUUGGAGUUCUCGGAUCGAAAAACCUUUUGGGAACGAUUUGUCAACACGAUUUACAACCACUACUGGGACUUUGCGGCCGAUCUGUAUUAUUACCCGAGGCAAAAUCAACUCGCGCGAGAUUUCUUCGGGCCAGGUUUGCCGUCGGUGAAGGAGCUUCGCAAGACGGCCAGUCUCUCGAUGACCAACAGCCACUUUUCCACCAACUACGUCCGCCCUUUGGUGCCCGCGUUCAUCGAGGUCGGAGGAAUGCACGUCAAGCCACCGACUAAACCGCUGCCGGCCGAAAUGCAAAAGUGGAUCGACGAGGCCGAGCACGGUGUCAUUUACUUUUCGCUCGGCUCGAACGUCCAGUCCUCGAUAAUGCCGGACGAAAAGAGGAAAGCGUUUUUGGACGCUUUUUCAGAGUUGCCACAACGCGUUCUUUGGAAAUGGGAAACGGAAAAUUUGCCUGGGAAACCGGACAACGUGAUGAUCAGCCAAUGGGCACCACAAAUGGAAAUUUUGGCACACCCCAACGUUAAACUGUUUAUUUCGCACGGUGGAUUGCUGAGUGGGCAGGAGGCAAUGUAUAAUGGAGUUCCGGUUGUGGGAAUUCCUUUCUUUGGAGACCAAAUAAUGAACGUCCAAAGGGCGGAGAAUGAAGGAUACGGAAUCAUGCUACCAUUCAAGAAAAUCACCAAAGAGUCGGUUUUGUCGGCAGUUAAGAAAGGACUUCACGAUGAAAAAAUUCGUGAGCAAGUGAAAUUGAGACAAGGUGUCUAUUUGGAUCAGCCGCAGACUCCUCUUGAAAGAGCCGUUUUUUGGACGGAAUACGUUUUAAGGCACAACGGGGCGCCCCACUUGCGCUCGGCAGCCCUUGACCUCACGUGGUACCAACUGGGACUGAUUGACGUUUAUGCGUUUAUUUUGUUGCUAUUAAUUGGAUUUGUGUCUAUCAGCGUCUUGUUGUGUAAUAUUUGCCUGUGCAGAAAAAUUGGAAGUAAAAAUAAAGUCGAGUAACAACAGAUUAAUAAUAUUGUUCUUAAGAGCAAGCGAGUAGAUUUCGACUCAUGACCCCCCAAGAUAAUUAUUGGAAAUAAAGCCCGGGUGGUGAUGACGCGUAUUUGACAAUUGGUUGACCUUCGCACGUUGGUCUUUCAUUCUCGUUGUUACUUGGCAGUGAUCGAGGUUAGUGACAUUGUUUUAAUGCCUCCCUUUGAAUUUAUGCAUUCAAUUCAUUCACUUUAAUUUUUAUUGAUUUGCAAUUUGUU
Molecule: messenger RNA, 1941 nt
Organism: Neocloeon triangulifer
Lineage: Eukaryota; Metazoa; Arthropoda; Insecta; Ephemeroptera; Baetidae
Product: UDP-glycosyltransferase UGT5-like
Exons: 5
Coding region: 134-1690 (518 amino acids)
Molecular function (GO): UDP-glycosyltransferase activity
Source: RefSeq, a predicted model, not a curated record